CCUCUGUAUGGGUUACUUCAGGCAAAGCUGCAACUCAUCACACAUGCGUAUUUUGAAGAAAAAGACUUCUCUCAAAUUUCCAUUCUGAAGGAACUCUAUGAGCAUAUGAAUAGCUCUCUGGGAGGAACUUUGUUGGAAGGGUCACAAGUUUAUCUUGGUCUAUCUCCUCGGGAUCUUGUUCUUCACUUUAGACACAAGGUCUUGAUCCUUUUUAAAUUGAUUCUUCUAGAAAAAAAGGUGCUGUUUUACAUUUCUCCAUAAAAUAUGAGUUAAUUUAAUUUGUAUUAAGGUGCUGCUAUUCACAUGUGAUAUCACUUUCCAGGUAUGAUUGAGCAUGGUCUUACUGACUGCUCACAGUAUAGACCAAGAAAGAGCGUGUCAGAGGAUGCUGGCUUGCAGGAAACCACUCCACGGUUAGAUGGUGAUGUUUCAAAUACAAACUUGGGAAUGGGAAAGGGAGGCAGGAAGAUGGCAGGAGAACACUCACCGGAAGGUCAAAAAGCCCAUGUGCCUUUUCCUCAGUCGGAGAAGCCUUGCAAUGGAGCUCAGCCCCCCAACGGUGCCGUGCAGCGCUUGAAAGUUCCUUUCCGCACUUCUCCAGAGUCUUCUGAAAGUGACUGGGAGACCUUAGACCCUAGCAUUUUGGAGGAGCCUAAUCCCAAAGGAGAAGGGGAAAGCAAAGCCCGUGACCCGGCUGCAAGCCGACCGCAGGAACGCGCCCGCUCCGAAGGCCUCCCCAUCACUGUGCAGCCCCAGGCGAACGCAGGGCACGCGGUGCUGGUUCCGGGCCUGGUGUCCGGCCUGGAGGAGGACCCGUUUGGCAUGCCCCUCGCUGUCUUCACAAAGGGCUACCUUUGUUUGCCGUAUAUGGCACUGCAGCAACAUCAUCUCCUCUCAGACGUCUCGGUCCGUGGCUUUGUUGCUGGAGCCACCAACAUCCUGUUCCGUCAGCAGAAACACCUGAGCGAUGCCAUCGUAGAGAUAGAAGAUGCUCAUGUACAAAUCCAUGAUCCAGAACUCCGCAAGAUCCUGAACCCUACAACGGCUGACCUGAGGUUUGCAGAUUACUUGGUGAAGCACGUGACUGAAAACAGAGAUGAUGUUUUCCUUGACGGCACUGGUUGGGAAGGAGGAGACGAGUGGAUCAGGGCUCAGUUUACUGCGUAUCUUCACGCGCUGCUCGCUGCUGUGCUGCAACCAGACAAUGAAAAGACAUUGUCAGACUUUGGAACGGCGUUUGUAGCAGCCUGGAAAAAUACCCACAACUACAGAGUAUGGAACAGCAACAAGCACCCAGCUCUUGCAGAGGUAAAUUCUAGCCACCCAUUCCAGGGCCAGUACUCUGUAUCAGAUGUUAAAUUAAGGUUGUCACACUCAGUGCAAAACAGUGAACGCGGAAAGAAGAUUGGGAAUGUGAUGGUUUCCACUAGCCGAAAUGUGGUACAAACAGGAAAAGCUGUAGGUCAGUCAGUUGGAGGAGCCUUCACGAGUGCAAAAUCGGCCAUGUCAUCCUGGUUUUCCACUUUUACGCAGUCAACACAAAACCUUGGGGACUAAGCAGUGCUGUUGCACGGUGCUGCUGAAUAUUGCAGGUGCAGUGGCUUCUCUCAGCUAUAAAAAGACUGCUUCAAAAUGUAGGAGUGGAGACAUGCAGUCCAGGACCAAAACCAAGCCCAUGUUGCUUGCAGACAGAUGUGGAGGGUUAUCAGUCGGUUUCACUAGAGGUGUAGAAGAAUGGUGAGUGUCUCCACACAACGGGAUGGCGUUUGCAGCAUAUUGGCUUAAAAUGACUACUUUUCUUUAAAUCUGAGCCUUUAUUAAAGACACUAGCAAAGAGGGCUUGUUGCAAGCCAAAUGGGGUCAACCUCAGAUUUGUCCAUUUUCUUGGAUGUUGAAGAUAUUUAUGUAAAUUAGCUAUAUUUUUCAAUUCAGAUAGCCAAAUGUUUGUGCAUUCUUGUUAGAAAUAACCAGAGUAUGAAUACUGAUUUCUCUUUCAGGUUAGAUUCGAGAGCACAUCUGCAAAAUUAUAUGGGGGGAACAUGUAAAAGGUUCCAAGCCAGGUGGAACCACCUCGCUUUGAGCCGCAAAUUAAAAUCAGCAGGGUGCAAAGUGACCCUCGGGCUGACUUGAGAUUUUUUCUUUC
Molecule: messenger RNA, 2143 nt
Organism: Tinamus guttatus (white-throated tinamou)
Lineage: Eukaryota; Metazoa; Chordata; Aves; Tinamiformes; Tinamidae
Source: RefSeq, a predicted model, not a curated record